Molecule: messenger RNA, 1140 nt
Organism: Xyrichtys novacula (pearly razorfish)
Lineage: Eukaryota; Metazoa; Chordata; Actinopteri; Labriformes; Labridae
Source: the annotation of a GenBank genome assembly
AUGAGGACUGUCUUUGUCCAAACAUUUGCUCGAGGGUCAAUCCUGAGCAUGAUGUCUAAAUUCAGACGCAAGCCGGCCUCCCGUAAAGAACAGGAAGCUGUGAAAUUAGUCAAUUCACAGCUGAUUAAGAGUGUGGAUGAUCUUUUAACAGAGUUCAUUACAACAAACAAUCAGGUACCAAGUCGUGGGUCAUUAGAGGAUUGCCCCUUUGAGAAAUUAGCCAGCAUCUUUUCCGGUGACGAGCUGGAAAGUUUUGCUGAAAAGCUGAGUGACACAUUGGCCAGUCACUUGACACCACCAAAAGUCCAAGAAAAAACACACCGAGAAGAGAUUCGUGCUGGAGUAGACAAGAUCCUUAAAGAGACGAGGAAGUGGCUAAAGAAGCAGAGCCGACUGCGCAAGAUUUGGAAGGACUGUGUGAGCAUGACUCUCAAGAAGUUCAGGAGAUUUGUGCAGAAUAACCAGUCAGAUCUCAGUCCCCCCGAAACUGGAGCUGAGGAUCAGACCUGCCCCACACCUGUGCGAGAGGAGGUUCAAAGCUUCACAGCUGAGAAGGAAAAGGAAGAGGCCUGCUCAGAUGAGGAGGAGGAAGAAGAGGCCUGCUCAGAUGAGGAGGAGAAGGAAGAGUUCUACACAGCUGAGGAGGAGAAGGAAGAGGUCUACACAGCUGAGGAGCAAGUAGAACAGGCUCAGGUGGCAAAACCAUCUGGUCAAAACACUGAAUCUGUUCUGUGGGACCCACUGAUUUGCCAAAUCAUUGUGAAGAUGUUCUUACGCAAAGUCAUGAAAAAUUUCUUCCCCGAUCAGACCUACAAAUCAGCUGAAGCCAGACUGACAGACAUGCUGUAUGAAAAGAUGAGUGGUACUUCUGUUCAUGUGGAUUUGAGCCUGAAAAGCAUCAAAAAGAAAUGCAAAGCUGUGUACAAAGAAGUGCUCAAAAAUGUUGAUGCUUCAGUUCUUUGGUUAAAUCUCUUGGAAGAGGAUCAACCACUCCUUGAGGCUGUGGCUGAGGCUCUAAUGAAGCAUUUUUCAUCAGAAAGACCCAGCUCCAUCCAAAAGUUCUUCAGAUGUCUUCUCCGGACUUUCACUUCAGCUUGGACCCCCUGGGCUUCCCGCCUAACUGCAGCUUGUCGCGCAUGA